Molecule: messenger RNA, 2520 nt
Organism: Medicago truncatula (barrel medic)
Lineage: Eukaryota; Viridiplantae; Streptophyta; Magnoliopsida; Fabales; Fabaceae
Product: pentatricopeptide repeat-containing protein At1g51965, mitochondrial
Exons: 2
Coding region: 83-2002 (639 amino acids)
Molecular function (GO): protein binding
Source: RefSeq, a predicted model, not a curated record
CUACUCUUUCAUUACCAGAGCACUGUAAUUUGUCACUGAAUGAAACAUCUUUGAAUGAACAACUAAAACCCAACUUCCACCAAUGAAACCACACCACCACCAUCUCCGCCGCCACUUCGCCACAAAAUACACCGCAAAGAUCACCUCAACCUCCCCCACCGGCCGUUCCCUCGCCGCCGAAGUAACCCCACCACCACCUCUCCCCUCCGACCCUCUCGGCUACAAUCUCCCCCGCCCUGACCUCAUCUGCAAAGCCACUCAAAUCCUCCUCUCCACAACCCCCACCACCACUCUCCCCGACCCCUUCUCCGACCUCUCCCACUAUCUCCAAUCCCUCUCCAUCCCCCUCACCCCUCUCGAAGCUUCCCUCAUUCUCAAAUCCCUCAAAAACCCUACCCUCGCUUUCAAAUUCUUCCACUUUUGCCCCUCCCUCAAAAACGACCCUUUCAUCUAUAACCGUCUUUUCCUUACCCUCUCACGCUCCUCUUCCCAGCUUAGAUUCGAACAGACGGAGUCUUUGCUUGAUGAUAUGGAGAAACGCGGCGUGAAGGGAUCGAUUUCGACUGUUAAUAUUUUGAUUGGUUUUUUUGGUGAUUUGGAUAGGUGUGUUGGGUUGGUUAAAAAAUGGGGACUUAGGUUUAAUGCUUAUAGUUAUAAGUGUUUGCUUCAAGGCUAUUUGAGAUUGAGGGAUUGUGAUAAGGCUUUUGGGGUUUAUUUGGAUAUGUUGAGAUGUGGUUAUUCUUUGGAUAUUUUUGCUUUCAAUAUGCUUUUGGAUGCUUUGGCUAAGGAUCAAAAGGUAGAUAAAGCAUAUAAAGUUUUUGAGGACAUGAAGCGGAGGCAUUGUGAGCCUGAUACGUUCACAUACACCAUUAUGAUCAGAAUGACUGGAAAAGCCGGCAAAACUGACGAGUCGCUAGCACUCUUUCAGGCAAUGUUAGAAAAGGGCUUCACUCUAAAUUUGAUUGCUUAUAAUACUAUGAUUGAGGCACUUGCCAAGGGGCGGAUGGCGGACAAGGCCGUCCUGCUCUUCUCAAAAAUGGUUGAGAAUGGUUGUCAGCCUAAUGAAUUUACGUACAGUGUGCUUUUGAAUGUUUUGGUUGCUGAAGGACAGCUUAAUAAGCUUGACAAUAUUGUGGAGAUGUCGAAAAAAUAUAUGAAUAAGCAGAUAUAUGCAUAUUUUGUAAGGACUUUAAGCAAAUUGGGCCAUUCCUCUGAAGCACAUAGGCUAUUUUGCAACAUGUGGAACGUUCAUGACAAGGGUGAUAAAGAUGCCUACAUGUCCAUGUUGGAGAGUUUAUGCAGUAGUGGUAAAAUAGCUGAAGCAAUAGAUCUUCUGAAUAGAUUUCAUGAAAAGUGUAUAACUACUGAUACUAUCAUGUAUAAUACAGUAUUCACAGCUCUUGGUAGGUUAAAACAAGUAUCGCAUAUCCAUGAUCUUUACGAAAAGAUGAAACAAGAUGGCCCUCCACCAGACAUAUUCACAUACAAUAUUCUGAUCUCCAGCUAUGGACGGGCUGGAAGAGUUGACAGUGCUGUUAAAAUUUUCGAAGAGCUAGAGAAUAGUAAUUGUCAGCCCGAUGUUAUUUCCUAUAACAGUUUGAUCAACUGCCUCGGAAAGAAUGGAGAUGUUGACGAAGCUCACAUGAGAUUUAAAGAGAUGCAAGAGAAAGGAUUAAAUCCUGAUGUUGUAACUUAUAGUACACUUAUUGAGUGUUUUGGCAAGACGGAUAAAGUUGAGAUGGCGUGUAGCUUAUUCGAUGAAAUGAUUGCCGAGGGAUGCUCUCCUAACUUGGUAACAUAUAAUAUUUUACUCGACUGUCUUGAAAGAUCUGGAAGAACUGCCGAGGCAGUGGACCUUUAUGCAAAACUUAAGCAACAAGGACUGACACCAGAUUCAAUAACAUAUGCAGUGCUUGAGCGAUUGCAAAGUGGUAGGCACGGGAAGUUGAGAGUUCGCAGACAGAACCCAAUUACAGGAUGGGUUGUUAGCCCUUUACAAUGAUAUAGUGAUAGAAAACAAAAUCAUUGAUAUACAUUCAUUGCGCAGAUGCUGUUUGUAAUUCUCAGGUUUUUUUCGUCUAAGCCAUUAUAGCUCUGCGGCUGAGGUGAAGAACAUAUAUGGUUAUGGCCAUGUGAUGAAUUCACACUCGUGUUGAUUGGGCAACAUACUCAAGUUUUUCUGCAAUGGGAUUCUGUGUCUUGAAACAUGUGAGUUCAAUGAAAAGAGUACGGUUUCUUUCUCUUACGAAUCUCAUAUAGAUUCUGAUAAUUUAAUUCGUUAUAGGAUCUGUUAGCAAGCUCAUACUAGAUAAAGUCAUCAUAGUAAAGUUGUAUAUAGAAUUCUUCAUUCUUACAUGAAUAAUAACAGGAAAAAUCUAGUUUUAGAGGAAAGGGGAGGGCUAUUUUUUCUUGGUUUUUUAUUUGAGAUUUCCAAGAUUGUACCCCCAAGUAUACAAUCCCAUGUUGGUUCCUUGAUUAGCAUGAAGUAUUGAAUAACAUUGGAAGAAUUUGGCCAUGUAA